Molecule: messenger RNA, 1121 nt
Organism: Trichoderma asperellum CBS 433.97
Lineage: Eukaryota; Fungi; Ascomycota; Sordariomycetes; Hypocreales; Hypocreaceae
Cellular component (GO): plasma membrane
Molecular function (GO): acetate transmembrane transporter activity
Source: RefSeq, a predicted model, not a curated record
GAACGCCCUCUCCUACUCUCUAUUCUUGCCUACCACGCCUCCCAACUGUUCCCCUUAAAUAAGCAUUGCCCUACUAUAAGCCCUUAGCUGAGAAACUACCUUGUGAAUAAGACUGAAAGACUCUUAUCCAGAAUGUCUGGUCCUGCUGUCGGCUCAGACCCCGUUAACGGGUAUAACAAAGAGGCUGGGGUGCCGCCGCCAACCAACGGGCAUCAUGUUCAAACUCAGGGCCCUCCUGCUGGGAUGUCUCAGUAUCCGCAGUACCAAUAUACUCCGUUUGGCAACGCCCAAGACCCGAAUCUUCAAGGCCAGCCUCAUCAGGCCAUGAUCUCCCAGGUCUACCAGCCUACUUUGGGCAAAAUUGGUAACCCAGGUCCUCUUGGCCUGAUCGGCUUCGCCCUGACUACAUUCGUUCUCGGGCUCUAUCAAUGUGGUGCUGGUCUUCCCAACUCCAACCCUUUGGGUACUGUUGGUCCUGACCAAGCCGUCUUUGGUGUCGCCGUAUUCUUCGGGGGUAUGGCCCAGUUUGUCGCUGGCGUCAUGGAAUUCGUGCUUGGCAAUACUUUCGGUUGCACCCUCCACUGCUCAUACGGGGCUUUCUGGCUUGCUUUUGCCAUGUUCCUUGUCCCUACGUUGGGCAUUCAGGCCGCAUAUAAUGGAGACCAGCGUGCCUUUAGCUUUGCCGUCGGCAUUUUCCUCAUUAUAUGGUGCUUCCUCACCAUCAUCUUCUUCGUUGCAGCGCUCAAGACCAACUUCACAAUCUUGAUGGUGCUUGGCCUGCUCGCUCUUUCUUUCUUCUUUCUCAGCAUCGCGCAGUUCGUCUCGACCGAGCACCUCACUGCCGCGGUUCGCUUGAACCGUGCUGGUGGAGCUUUCGCCGUCUUCUGUGCCAUGUUUGCAUUCUAUGCUGGAGCUGCUGGUCUCAUGCUUAAGGAUACGACAUUUGUCACCUUCCCGCUCGGAGAAAUUCCAUAUCCCUCGGUCAGAAGGGAGAGGGCGGCGAAAGCGCACCAGGUUUAAUCACCCAAAAAGCAAAAAAAAUCAGGACGACUGGUUCGCCUCAGAGUAUGCCAUUGAACUAUGCCGUUUACGGCAUUGUUAUAAUAAUUUUACGAGAGUGG